This is a messenger RNA of Saprolegnia parasitica CBS 223.65, 1549 nucleotides long. RefSeq lists its product as hypothetical. NCBI's taxonomy places the organism in Eukaryota, Oomycota, Saprolegniomycetes, Saprolegniales, Saprolegniaceae. The record is from RefSeq and is a predicted model, not a curated record. The coding region runs from base 71 to 1549 and encodes 492 amino acids. The transcript has 3 exons.
CCGCAUCGUUUUUUCUCGACGCGUUACAGCCGUUGAACAAUCACGGCAACGUUCGCUACCCGAGUGCGGUAUGCAGGUGCCUCGUGGCCCGAGGGCGUCCUUGCUCCCAGAGCGCGUCGUGACCUUCAACAAGGUCUCGAUCGUCUUCUCGAGCUUCUUCCUACUCAACCUCGCCUCCAUGCCGCUCAAGGUGUAUUUGACCGAGUCGCUCCCGUGGAUGUCGCAUGUGGAGCCCUCAAUUGAUGUCGUUCCAAGCGCCAACGAGACGUUUGCUGCGUUCAAGGAGCGGGCGCUUGCCGUCUACACGACUCGGUACACGUCGUUUGCGCACACGAACAGCUUCAACUACUUUUACGACGCGGCCGAAGGCGUCAAUGUCCUUCAUGGCCCACUCCAGCGCACAACCGAAGCAGCAUUUACCUACGAGGCCCUGCCCGGUGCCUUCUUUUACUCGAAUCGAGCGCGUCAGUGGGUCCGCGACAUGAGCCUCGGCAACCGCACUACCUCCAGCACCGCACUCGUUCAGCUUGGCACACGUUUUGGCUCCCCGUCGACCAUGGCUGCCAUUUGGACCGACGCACACGAUAACGUGUUCUUUGCGGUCCAGAUCUUCCGUGGCUUCAAGGCGUGGGGCUACAUCAAUCCGCAACUGGCUGCCCAUUCGUUUGUCCGGAUCAACCAGAUUGCAGAUCUCUGGGCCUUUGCCGUCUCGACGUUGUAUCUCUCACGAACUGUCUGGUUUGGAUACCUUGUGCUGAAUCUCAGUGGUCGUGUCUUGAGACGAUGUGCGCUCGAGUCGUGGUGCGCCCAAGCCGAUCCGACCGGCGUUGCGAUCGGUGUGGCACUGACCGUCGGGCCGCUAACAUAUCUUCAACUUCGGUCGUCGUUCUUUAUCGACCUCUACCAUGUACUCUACACCUGCUUCUUGCCCCACGACAAGCAGUUGGACUACACGGAAGAUGUUCCGCCCGCCAUCUUGUACACCAUUGUCCUCGGCGCGCUUCCAUUGGUGUACACCUUUUCGGUGCCCGCACUCAAGCGCAUGCUAAGACAGUUCGUUUGUCGCCUGUGGUUCCGGCGAAUCCAUUCCAUGGCCAAAUCGUCCCGGCGACGUCUCUCGCGCGUCGUCUCACGCUCAUCGUUAUCGCUCCGUGCGAUUGAUGGCGGCGCGUGCGCUCGUUUGAGCUACAACGACUGGAAGCACCGACUGCUGCUCGGUCUCAUCUUUGGCUGCUGCUGCUGUCGAAGAAAGCACCGGUUGCCCAAGAUGUUUAGAGGCGGAUCGAUCUACAAGCUCUUUAUGACGCACCGGCAUCUCCAGUGCAACGCGGCUUUCAGUUUUCGCGGUAGCGACUGCUACGUCCUCUCGCAUACGCCCAACACUGUCAUUUCGUAUCGCCUCAGCUUGAGCGACGCAAUGUAUCUCGAACAUCGAACCGACAUUGUCCUGAGCACCUCGAGUAGCAAGGCGUUUGGACGACUUGUCAUGCAACCGAAGGGCGCGAUCGAGGUUCAGGUUGGUGCGGACCGCUCGCGCUGGAUCAUGUAA